CUGUUUAAACACCUAACUCUAAUCUUAUCCCUAAUCCGUAUUAAAGAACUCUUCCUCAAUCAUUUUAAUUACGAACGUUUAUUCAUACUCCUGCAUGAAUAUUGUUUCACUGGAUUUUUUUGUAUAUGUCGGUGUUUUUAGUAUAAGCGGCGUAGGUGGUCGUUUGUUUACACCUCCAGAUGAUCGAGCUCAGCAGCUGUGAGUCACACGCCCAUGGCCUAUAUAACGAGAAAAUUACAUCGUUCCCGCGGAUUUCUGAGUCGAUAGCGUAUGAUGAGUUCUUUAGGGAAUUCUUAGAGAAAAAUAAGCCAUGUGUGUUCUCUGGCAGCUUCACCAAAGACUGGCGGGCGAGGGCUGACUGGGUGUCACCAAUUUUUACUCCUGAUGUUGACUAUUUACAAGAAAAUUUUGGUGAAGCAGAAGUGCCUGUAGCAGACUGUGACCAAAAGCACUACGAUUCACAGGAGAAAAAAACGUACAAGUUAAAGGAUUAUAUAGAUUAUUGGAAAGGCCUCAGGGAAACACCUUCAGGAACCAAGCAGUGUCUUUAUUUGAAGGAUUGGCAUUUUGUGCGAGCAUAUCCUGAUUAUGGUGCUUAUACAACCCUCCAAUACUUUGCAUCUGAUUGGCUCAAUGAAUUUUGGGAAGUCAGGGAGGAUAUCCAGGAUGAUUAUCAGUUUGUGUAUAUGGGACCGAAAGGAAGUUGGACUCCGUUUCAUGCCGAUGUCUUCCGAUCAUAUAGUUGGUCUGCAAAUGUUUGUGGACGAAAGAGAUGGGUAUUUUACCCUCCAGGGGAGGACCAGUACCUGCGAGACCCAUUUGGCACACCCAUAUAUGAUGUAGACUCUGCAGAACUGAGUGACUCGUCCAAAUACCCAAAAGCACCAUCAGCAAUGGGCCGCCUGGAGGUGAUCCAGGAACAAGGUGAAACUAUAUUUGUUCCUUCAGGAUGGCACCAUCAAGUCUGGAAUCUUGAGGACACCAUCUCCAUUAACCAUAAUUGGUUAAAUGGUACCAACAUUCACACAGCUUGGGACUUUUUGGUGGAGUCCCUUGACCAGGUUGAAUAUGCCAUCCGAGAUUGUUCUGAAAUGGAUGAUUGGGUUGGGCAGUGUCAGCUGUUGUUGCGGGCCACACAUGGGAUGGAUUACCAUGAAUUCUACACUUUUCUUCGCACUGUUGCUCGGCGGAGGAUUAACUACCUAGCAGGGAAAGGUGCUGUCCUCAGCUUUGGGUACUGGGAAAUUGGCAAAAAUCAUGCAGUGUAUGAUUUGAAGAAAUUAGAGUGGUGCUUGGAGAAGCUGCUGGACGAUGAGCGUCUGGAGACGAUCAAGAGUUUUAAUAACAUGGAGGAUCACCCGUCUCAACUCCUCGAUGAAGUUGUUUCAACUUUAUCGUGAUCUUUUACUUUAUUUAUGGUUUUACAUUCUAAAUUAACUCCUGCUGUCAUAAAUUAUGGCCAACUGAUUAGAAAGUUGCUGAUAAAGUUUGUGGUUCUACAGCUGAACUCUAACUAAGGCAUUUUAUUUUUUCAACUCAGAUGAGAAUACAGUAACUGUUGACUUCUCUGGGAAGGUAAAUUACAGUACAUGCUCACAGUCACAUUGACUCUUUGCUCUGGAUAUGUGGAUUUGUCCACUCUGGGGGAAGGAUUGAGGAAGUGAUGAUGAGUCCUACUCUUACAUGUUCUAACAACUCAUGUUUUGUAUUUUUAAUUUUGUCUUUGUGGGCAGGACCUUGAAAAAUAAAUCAUCCCUAUCCCUGUGUCUCGGAUGACUGAAAGGGUUCCGCACCAAAUCCAACCCUUUGUUUCUAUAGGUUGAAUAUUGCAAAAUUAUUCCUCCAUAUUCCCUUGUAUCAUAGAUGUUUAAAAGAGUUGGAUUUGAAGGUAGAGAACCUUUCUGAAAAAUUAAGAUCUCCAAGCUAUAGAUGUACAGUACAGUACAGUAUUAAGACUCAGUCAUUGUUUGUGUGCCUCAAUCUGCUUGUGAUUCUCUGUAUCCCUGAUCCACCUCACAUGGAUGGGAGAGGAAUAAUUGAUUACGUAUAAUAAAUAUAUAUCUAGACAGAUUUUGGAAUACAGUAUUUAUUAUUAAUGUCAUUACUCUGUAUAUUCUAUUAUGAUUUAAGUGGCCUUUACUGAAUGUUCUUCAGACAAUUCCUGUCACCUGCUGACAUGGGAGUUAUAUAAGAUCAUAUACUACAUAACUCUUUGCUCAGUUUUCUUACAGCAAGAAAAGUUUUUGUACUUGUCUUUCUUUACCGGAAAACAAAAACAAUAUCUGGGGAAAUUGUAAAAGCAAUUUCCCUUUUUUUUGUAUUUUAUGAAAGUUAAAAAAAAAUCUUAAAAACUUCCUGUACUUUAUGAUGAUGGAAAAUUUUUCUUUGUUCCAGAGAUAGAAUACAAAAUAAAAAAGCUUAUACAGUAAAUAUAAGAUCCAAUCUGGUGAUGCACAUGAAAACCAAUGUCUCACUUCAAGAACAUUUUCAGUUUCUUCAGUCUUCAAGAAUGUGGAAGAAAUUUAUGUUAGGAUUAAAUUUAUCAUGUGGUAAACUGUAAACUAAAAUUAAUUGAUGCAAGUUAAUCCUUGGAUACUGGUAUGUGCAUUUGUAGAGACACCAUUUCUUAUGGUACCUUCGGCCAGGGGUUCCCAACCUGUUGCUCACAUGUAUCACUGUGCUCCCUGAUAGUUUGACAGUGCUCUUCUGCUAUUCUUAGGAUUGUGUUCUUGAGCAUGAUUUUAAGCAAUGUAGAAGAGCAUUGUCAGACUAUCAGGGAACACAGUGGUGCUUGUGAGCAACAGGUUGGUAAACCUUGCCCUGGGUCUUAAUUAUUUACUCAACUCUGUAAAUGUGCCAAGAAUGACAGCUGAAGUACUUCAUUAUGUAUCUCAUAAUAUGUCACAAGAGCAGUUCCUAUUAUGUUUAUACUGAAUGACAAUUUUUUUUUUAAUGUAGCAACCCUGCCACCUACCCAUGACAAUUUGCAGAAAACAGUUACCCUGUACCAUAAUGGGGAAACCAUUUGCAAGAGUGAAAGUGGAGAACAUUAUAGUUUUUAAAAGUCCAAUUUAUCCAGACUGCUUCCCCUAAUAUUAUGUGUGUUUACAUGCAGUGAUUUUAUUCAGUGAGACUUAUUUAAUCUUAAAGAUUAGAAUAAGUCCGAGGAUUUAUAGAAGAUUCUGAAUCAUUGGAUGUAUCUAUUGCUGUGCCUCCUUUUCUGUAUUUUUUUUUUUUUUUUUUAUAAAAUUUGGAAUAUUCAGUUGAAUUUGGUGGAAAGACUGUUUAGAAUCUGUAAAACCUAUACAGUAUAGCCUUAAACUUUAGAGCCGAGGGUACAUGAGCAAGCAAAAGAAGAGGUGACAAAGUUACGACCAAAGGAGUAUGUGAACAUGGGAGGUGUAGGGAAGAAUGGGUGUGCUGUGGACUGGCAAACAUAGUAAUGACUGGAGGAGACUUUACAUGCCACCCUAUUUAAUAGUAGGAAACAGUCAGAUGGAGAUGGGUAAAUAGUUGACUACUACUCAGUACACCAUUGAUGAUAUAUUCAACAUCAAUAGUGUCAGGAUGGCUCAGAAGUUAUGGUAAUGAUAGGUACAAAUCCCUCUUAAGUGCCAUAUAAUUUCCAAAAUACUGCCACUUUGUACUAAUAUUCAUAACCUCACAUAGUAGAUGAGUUAAUUAAUAGCUGUGGCUGAAUAAAAUGUCAGCUGUAUUACUGUAAAUCUACCAUGAAUGCAUAGUUGUAGACAUUACAAAAUAUGUAAAAUAAUGUGUAUUCAUAAGCUUCUUGGGGAUGACUAUUAACAGUGUGUGGGUAGGUCACCACUCUUUUAAUGAGUAGAGUUCACAUUCCCAAUUAGGAGUUAGUUUAAAAAAAUAUUUUCAACGACAGCAGUCCUUGAAAUGCAAAAUGUUAACCUGACUGCACUGUGAUAUUGGAAGUGUUGGCCUGUUGUAUUAAAUUUUGAUGGCUCUCAGGAGGAUGUUGACAAUUAUAACAGGAACUAUCCAUAUAGUUUAAUGCACAAUGUGUGUAUGCAGAAUCUCUAUACGUAUCUUAACAUUUAUGUACCGUAUAAUCAAAGAAAAAAGUUGUGUUACACCCCUAUAGCAUUGUUCCAAAACCCAUGGCAAAGAAUUUGGGUAAAGUGACAGCGAAGCUUCAGGGGUUGAGUCUGAAGGGAAACUUUACUAAAAUUCUUCAUCGUGAGUUUCAGAACAUUUGGCACAGUAAAUGUAAUUUUAUUUCUUUGAUUCUACUUGUAAAGAAUAUUAUUUCUAUGCUGAAAAACUUUAUUAAUCUUUGCAAUAGUAUUUAAACAUAAGGAUUUCUACAAGCUGUGAUCUUUAGUUUACAUAAUUUGACUGAAUAUGUUCUACUAUUUUAUCUAUAUUUAACUGGAUGUACAGUAUAAUUUCCUUUGUAGGUGUAAAAAAUAUAUUAGCAAUAUAGUGUCUACUAUGUAGGAAUUGUGUUGCAACCCUAUACAAACAAAAUGCAGUAUUCAGAUUAUCCUUUUUGUGUAUAGGUAACCCUCGAGAUACAAAUUGGUUAGGUUCCAAAAAACAUUUGUUUGGUGAAUUUUCGUAUCACAAAUAGAAAAAUACAGUACUUACAGUAUAUGGGAAAAAUACCCCAAUAUCAUACACCAAAAACACAAAAUUGGUUCACAAGCAAGAACAAAACCUACUUAACUAAUAAUAAAUAGUACACAACUACAGUAAUUUACUACCUAACACAUGAAAUAAAAUUAAUAAAAUACUGUUAAACUUUGGUACAUUACCUUAUGGGAGGGCAGUCUGGGCUCACCACCACAAGGGGGUGGGCUGAGUAAGGGCCUUACUCAGUGAGAUGAGGAGGAUUGUCCACCUCAUCACUGCUGUCUGCCAAGGACACCACAGUCACACCAGAGGUGGAAGGAGUGAAGAAAAUUGUGGCCACAGUAGAAGCGGCCAGACCAAGAUGUUUCCCAAUCUUGGUAGGGCCAUCACCAUGUUCAUGAUGCUUAAUUACCUCCAGCUUUGUCUCUAGUGUCACAGCCUUUCAUGGUUUCUUCGGUGUAGUACAGGUAGCCGAAAAUACAGCAGAACACUUGGAUGCCAUAACAAAAGGAUGGCACGAAUACACAUGGAUAAAGAGAGAUCACUUCACACACAUAAUGAAUGCCAGAAGGAAAGAUGCUGGAGGGAGGGUGGGUUAUGAUCAGUGAGCAAGAAUACGUCUCUGCGCAUCUUUCCUCAAGAUGGCCGUACCAGCUGACUCCCAGAAUGCGAAAUUUGAAUUUUUGCCGGGACCCAAAUUCGUAUAAGGGGGGAGGGGGGACGUUUGUUUCUCUAAAUUGUGGUGUCAAUUUACGAAAUUCGUAUAAGUGAAUACAGUACGAAUACGCAUCUUAAACGUUCACAUCUCGAGGGAUACCUGUAGAAUGAAUUUUCUGUACAUUAUUAGAAUGAUAGUGGAUUUUACCCAUUCACUUUGUAUAAUUUGUAUGCAAGUUAAAGAUUGGAGUGUUCGUAAUUGAUGUUUCAGCUCUUUCCUAUUACUUUCUACACUUCUAUUGCUUUUCUCACUAUGCAUGUACAGUAUUUCUUUUAUAACUAUAAUGCCAGUACAGUACAGUAUUAUACAGUAUUUAUAAUACAGUACAGUACUCAUUUCAAUAGCCCCACUCACUUAAAUGCACUAUGUAUAAUCCAAUGUUGUAACUGAUACGAUUAUGUCCAUAACCUUAAAUUUGAUGCAAUGUUUAAAUUUGUACCCAAUGUGACGUUGAGCUACUUUGAAUGAUGCAGGCAAAAAUCAAGCUGUAACCCCCACCUUCCCUCACCAGGAAUCUUUCCACCUAACGCACCCAACUCUCUUAUCAGUGUAAUCACAGCUGCCAUAAAAGUCUUCAUGUAACAUAUUUAUUCUACUGAUAUUUUAGAGAUACAAUAUGGCAAAAGCACUUAGUGACAGUGACAAGGAAGAGUAAUGUCCUAGAUCUUGGUGAGUAAGCGCUGUUAUCCCAUUCCAAUGUUUGUUUCUGACCGUGUCAAAAUAAACUCGGCAUUAGGGAAUAACUCCAUUCAGGUAAGAAAUGCUGCACAUUUUAGAAAGAGAUAUUAAUAAUAAAUUAUCAUUACACAUUAGCUUCAUGUUAACAAAAUAAAAACAGAAAACAAAUUAUUCUUCAUGUGGCUGCUUUUGCAUAUUUUGCACUAGGAAGUGAAGUGGUAAAAGUGAUAGAAAGUUGUUUUGAUAAAGUUGUUGCAAAGACAGAAUAUAUUUAACAUAAUACAGUACUACACCUUUUAUGCUGACCUUAUUUCUUAUAUCACUAAUUGGAGGUAGACUGGUUGGGUAAAGGAAGGUAUUGGAGAUGCGAAAAGUAGUGGUGUGCAUGUAUGAAGAGAGAGCAGGUGCUGGAUGGUUUUUAGGGAUGUGCGUAAUGCUAAUGUUGUAUGGGCGGGUAAAUCAGAUGGAGAUCUUCGGGCCUUGUUGGGGAAGGUCAUCAUCGUAGUAUCGUACAGUAAAAUGCUUCUGGUAAGGCAGGUAUAAUGAAUGAAUGACAGAAAAUAUAUUGGUUAUUUAUCUUAUUGCAAAGUGAUAAUCAUUACAGCCAAAACUACUUCAGAAACUUUUGAUUUUUUUUUUUAUAUUGUAUAUAAAUUGUUCUCUUUUUAUUAUACUACAGUACACUAUUUAUUAACAGUAAAAUUAGAAAGUAAUCAUUGAUUAAGCUGGUGAUGAAAAUGUUGACAAAAAUAAAUAUACAGUAAAGUGUGUUACGGUAGUUCAUAUAAGGUGCUCCGCAAUACAAAGGGUCUCCAGAUAGCUCAGUCCAUGCUCUACAAUACUAGACUGACAUCAUAUGACUGAUUUUCGAAUUGACAGAGGUGAACCUGCCAAAUAAUAUCACUCUUGUAUUAUACAGCAUGGACUGAGCUAUCUAGAGACUUAGAAAACAAAAUUAUCGACCCAUGGCAGGCUCCCCUUGUCAUGUGGAGUUCCUCAUAUAGCAUUUGUUUUUUUUUUAAUAUUUUUACUCGAGUUAGAAUUAUUAAAUGACAAACUUUUUGUUUAACAUUAGUUUUUACAGUUUCUAAGAAUAUCUGGAGGGUCUAAUAAUAAUAUAGUAUUACCGUAAUCAUUGUAGCUUAAAAGCUGAUUUGCAAGUUAUCAGGACUGGAUGGUGCUAUUACUGCCUAGAGGUUUUCAGUUACUGUAGCAGUUAAUGAUCAUCAAUUAAUAGCUGUAUAAUAUGUUAAAAUUAAGACAUGGGUGUACCAAGUUUCUUGAGGGCAGAGUGUAUGUCCAAUGAAGAGACUGGUUGGCAAUCUAACAUUUGCUGAGAUAAAUAUCAAAGAUAUGGGCCUUAGUGUUUGUGGCCACAAUGUGAAGUGCCAGAUACUACUGAAUAUUCUUCAUAAUUAGCUUAUUAUAAAAAUAUGUUUUAAAUGUACAAGAUAUGUAUCUAUAUACUGUAUAAAAAUAUAUGUGUAUUUCAGUACUGUAGUCAUAUUUGUGAUGAUAAAAGUACAUACCAUGAAUAGGAGUACACUACAGUCUCGAGGAUAAUUCUUAUUUAUACAUAUUGAAGAAAAUAUUAACGUCUCAUUUUCAGUUGCUAUUUCUAUUCAGCUUUAAGGUCACCUGCAUAUUACCAGUAGUUAUACUGUAUGUAAUUAUUGUCAUAAUACUUGAGUAGUGAGUUGUUUGGUAUGCUGAAAGUAAUUGAUAUUAAUUGUACAGUAUAUAUAUAUAUAUAUAUAUAUAUAUAUAUAUAUAUAUAUAUAUAUAUAUAUAUAUAUAUAUAUAUAUAUAAUAUUUGUCUACUAUAAACCACAAUUGCCUUCUCCUUAUUGUUCAACACAUUGCAUCAUGUACAACAUUAUUUUACUAGAGAGCCCAGUACAGUACUGUACUAUGUGGUUUCAUUUUCUUUUAUCUCCUUAAAUACGCUUAAUUAGGCCUAACCCCCUUUUGCAUAUUUUCAUUAAUCAUGAAAUUCAUCAAGCCAGGGUUCUUGAUUCAAAGGACUUCCCAAAACUCUGUGUAGUGUUUGCCUAAAAUUUGGAACAUCAACCAACUAAACUGAAUUGUAAUUUGCCAGUAAAAUUCUAGCUUGGUGUUACAGUGGAGUCACGCUAAUUCCUGAAAUAUGGAUUCUCAUUCUUAAAUUCAUGGGUAACUAUUACCAUGUCUUCUUUAAAAUUUCAUAGUCAGCUACUCGUCAUUUGUGGCCAAGUGACAGCUGCUGCAGUGUUUAUUUCCAUAAGAAACCAUGAAAGUUGUGGCAAUAUCAUUUUAGUGCUGUAAGCUCACUUAGAAAUAAAGGAAAUACAAUAUAAAACUAUAAAAUAACAAAAUUGAAGAGUGUUUAGUGAAUUCUGUGCAGGAAAGAUGGGAGGUAGGGCAGUUGGGUGGCUGGACUGAGCGAAAAAUUCCUUCCCUUCUGCUCCCGUAGUGCUCUGUCACCCUGCGACUCCUUUAGCACAUCAGUAUGCAAUUUCACCAUAAUAUUUAAGUUCAAUUGGUGCCAGGUUAAUACAAAAUUAUCAUAAAAAUAUUAUAUUUUCCUGAAAAAAAUAAUUCAUGGUUUGAUAAUUCAUCAUGUCUUCUGGUACCUAACCUGCAAAUUAUCAUGACUCCAUUGUAUUGUUUUACUCCUGCAUUGAAUUGAUUUUAAAUAUAUGAAGAACAUUUUAUAAAAAAGGAACACGUGAUCUUUUGUUACUAUAUAGUGCGUGUUGCUGGCUAUUUGUAUCUUCUUGUGCACCUUUGUCUAAAUAUGCAUUUGCAAAUCAUUUCCCGACUACUUAUUCACAAGACUUACAGUUUUGUUUCCUGCUAACAAACUUACCAUAAUAGCCUUCCUCUUUAUACUACAGAGAACUCUUAAAGGGUUUAACAUUUUAACUCAGAAUUUAUAAAAAAUUCAAAAUGAAUUAAGCUAGUCAUGAUCUUCUUACUCUACUUUAGACAGUGUACAGCACAAUAAAAAUUGGAAGUUC
Messenger RNA from Homarus americanus (American lobster), 9000 nucleotides. RefSeq names its product 2-oxoglutarate and iron-dependent oxygenase JMJD4-like (gene JMJD4). The transcript has 8 exons. Gene Ontology annotation, cellular component: nucleus; cytoplasm. The record is from RefSeq and is a predicted model, not a curated record. Gene Ontology annotation, biological process: positive regulation of translational termination; protein hydroxylation; negative regulation of gene expression. Lineage: Eukaryota; Metazoa; Arthropoda; Malacostraca; Decapoda; Nephropidae. Gene Ontology annotation, molecular function: histone H4R3 demethylase activity; sequence-specific DNA binding. Bases 180 to 1400 code for a protein of 406 amino acids.